CGCCCGCCGUCCCGCUGGCCGGAAGAGCCCGGCGGCCGAGCCGCUGUGCCGGCGCCAGACGCCGUGGCGGCCACGCGGAGAGCGCCGGCUGCGCGAUGCGGCCCCUGGACGGCACCGGAGAGGCGGAGCCGCCGGAGUCCGGGCUGCCGCUGACAGACCACGCGCCCCCGGACGCCAGCGAGGAGCCGGCGGCCGCCGAGGCGGAGGAGACGCCCGGUCCCCGCAGGGGCUGGCUCUGCUGCUCCUCGCCGUGCGCGCAGCCGGAAGCCAAGAAGAAAGCACCCUGUCCUGGACUUGGCUUGUUUUAUACAUUAUUGUCUGCCUUCUUUUUCUCAGUGGGCUCUUUAUUUGUUAAAAAAGUGCAAGACGUCCAUGCUGUAGAAAUUAGUGUAUUCCGAUGUGUGUUCCAAAUGCUAGUCAUUAUCCCUUGUUUAAUAUACAGAAAGACUGGGUUUAUAGGCCCAAAAGGUCAACGAAUCUUCCUUGUUCUCAGAGGAGUCUUGGGUUCCACGGCUAUGAUUCUUGUAUACUACGCUUUCCAGUCCACGUCCCUGACUGACACAAUUGUUAUCACGUUUAGUUGUUCAGUAUUUACAACUAUACUUGCUUGCAUAUUUCUCAAGGAAAAAUACAGCGCCUGGGAUGCUCUCUUCACUGCUUUUACAGUCACUGGAGUGGUCCUUAUUGUGAGACCACCAUUCCUGUUUGGUUCAAGCACAGCAGGGAUGGAUGCAAACUAUUCGGUUCACCUGCAGGGCACGUUCGCAGCACUGGGACAUGCCUUGUUUGCUGCCAUGACUCUGGUUAUCCUGAGAAAGAUGGGGAAGUCUGUGGACUACUUCCUGAGCAUUUGGUACUAUGUGAUACUCGGCCUCGUUGAGAGCAUCAUCGUCCUCUUUGUAUUAGGAGAAUGGAGUCUGCCGUACUGUGGGUUGGACAGGCUGUUUCUCAUACUAAUCGGGCUGUCUGGUUUGGGGGGUCAGGUGUUUAUCACGAAAGCCGUUCAAAUAGAAAAAGCAGGGCCAGUAGCAUUAAUGAGGACUAUGGAUGUGGUCUUUGCUUUUAUCUUUCAGAUUGUUUUCUUUAACGAUGUUCCAACAUGGUGGACGGUGGGGGGUGCUCUUUGCGUAGUGGCUAGUAGUGCUGGUGCAGCCAUUCGUAAAUGGUGCCAGACUUCCAAAUGAAGUUAUUGCCGAAAUGUGUAUGGGAUUUUUUUUUUUUCAAGUACACUAUCACCCAGUUCAGACACACCACACAUGCCUGGAAAACCUGCUAUUUACUUUGUUGAUUAUAUUUAAUAAAUUUCACAAUUAAAGUACCAUUUUUGAAUAUGGUAUGUCUUUCAUUAGUUAAGAAUAGUCAGCAGUUUCACGUAGCAAUUUUUUUUUUUUGCAGUUUAUUGGUUUGGGUUUAUUUGUUUAGGUGUUGAUAAGAGGGCAGACCAUUAGAUUAAAAAAAUAAAAUUUUUUUUAUGACUAGUAUAAAUAUAUAAUUUUUAUUUGGUACUGAUGGGAUAUGAGUGGGAAAGUUAGGUGCUCUUUUAGCACUGUAGAGGCUAAGAAACUUAUUAAGAGUAAUGCUGCUAUAAUUAGUACUCUGUUUAUAAUUCAUUUGAAGCAUAACUCUAGGAGGCUAAAGCUGCAGCUUGGAAUAGGUGCCUACUUUAAUGGUGUUAAUACAAAGUAGCCUUAUUCUCAAGGCUUUUGUAAUGAUUAUUAUUCUUUUAAAUCGUAUUUGUGCCUUUUCAUUCAUAAUGCUAGAUCUUAAUACAUAAAUUUUCUUAAAAGUUUUUAAAUCACCAAACUUGGCUAAUUGUUUUCUGUUACAGUAGCAUUGGCAAUGGUAGCUUUUCUAUAAUGUAAGUUGGCCUCUGUUUCUUGAAACUGCACUAAGUUUUGCUUACCUUUCUAAGAUUUCAGGUCUUUAAAUUACAAGAGAAAUCUUGGCAUGGCCAAUGUGUACAUUUCCAUCCGGAAGUGUUUUCUCCUAACUAGAAAUGUGAUAUUCUUUAAAUUCUCUUUGAAUUUAUAGUAUGAUGUCAAAUAAAAUUUUCUCAGGAUUUUAUUAGGUUGAACCAUAAAAAAUUGCUGAGAUUUUACCUUUUUAACUUAAAAAAAUCAUGACUCUUAUGGUUCACUAAUAGAUACCUCCCUUACUCUCUACACCAAAUACUUAGAUUUUGGAAUAUGUGUUUUUAAAACAACUUUUUAAAAUACAAUUAUCUUAUAAACUUUUUUUUGUAGUCUUUUUCCCUUAAGGAAUUCUAUGUAGUAAUGCUUCGUGUUAUAUGUUAAAUGUAAAGAACUGUGAGUCCAUGGUUGAUUGAUUUUUCUUGUUUCUCGAAUAGAAAAGAAAUCACUGUUAAAAUCUAGUAUAUCAGUAUGAUAUUAAAUGUCAGUGCUGUGUCAUGAUACUAAUGGCAUGAAUUCAAACAAUACAUUUUAUAUCUGCAACUUCGUCAGGCCAAUAUUCUGCAGUUAAAGGGAGAAUUUAAUAUUUAGGAAAGCUUAGAAGGUUAAUCAGGAAGUAGAGAGUACAUGCAAAUGAUUCUUUGUCACAAUGAACCCUUUAUUGGUGAGGCUGUCAUGGUCUCCAACUCUUACUAUGUCAGACCUAGCAUCUAUUAUUUUAAGCCUGCAGAUCUGAAAUGAUUGUAGGCUCUUUCCCACCCUUUCAUCAGUUCCUCCAAAGAAAAAAAGAGCUUGGGUUCUGAGGUUUAUGCCUUGAUGAGAAAGACUCUUUUCCAAUAACUCCCAAGAGGGUAUGUUUGGCUUGCUGAUUUUCUGAAAUGCUUCCCACCUGACAAAUCCUAAGUGAAGUCUUUUUAGAGUAGUCACACUAUGAUUAUAACGUUAGCCUAAUGCACAAUAUUAAAGUUUAGAGUUGGAAAAGCAAUAUGUUGCAAGUAUCUUAGAUAAUCACAGAAUUGGCAUAUUUUUUAGUUUAAAGGUUAGAAAACACAGGAGUCAUGCUCCACAGAUACGGAUGCUAGGGAGGGGGACCUGCCCAAUACGGAUUCCCAUUGUCUUUUCCUCUCUCUUAGCUCUAUGAAAAAGUAUGAAAAGUAAACCACUGCUUGAGCUACUUACAGUAAAUUAACUCUCAGGGAGCCCUCUCCUGGUUCUUUACUCUGCACAAUAAAAGAACUGUUGGGACCUUGAAAGUUGAAUGCCUUUAGGCCAGGAUGCUAAAGACAUGUUUUAUUUCAACAGUGUGGUGUAAGUACUUGAAUGUCACACUAUAAGACCAAAGUUGGAGACAAUGUUUCUUCUCCCAACUUCUACAGGAUGUAAUUCUUAAACACUUUUAUAAUGUCCGAGGCAUAUACCAGGAUAUGUAUUGUAACAAUUAAGGGUGUGUGUAUUUUGCAAAGAUUGUAGUUUCUAUAUCUUACAAAUGAAAAUAUUUUCAUAACUUGUUUUUAUUUUGUAACUACUAAUAAAAUUAAUAUGAAAGCUA
Messenger RNA from Manis javanica (Malayan pangolin), 3459 nucleotides. It is a transcript of the gene SLC35G1, whose product is annotated as solute carrier family 35 member G1. The record is from RefSeq and is a predicted model, not a curated record. Lineage: Eukaryota; Metazoa; Chordata; Mammalia; Pholidota; Manidae. Gene Ontology annotation, cellular component: plasma membrane; endoplasmic reticulum membrane. Gene Ontology annotation, biological process: regulation of cytosolic calcium ion concentration; calcium ion export across plasma membrane.